This is a messenger RNA of Saprolegnia diclina VS20, 399 nucleotides long. RefSeq lists its product as hypothetical. Bases 1 to 399 code for a protein of 132 amino acids. Lineage: Eukaryota; Oomycota; Saprolegniomycetes; Saprolegniales; Saprolegniaceae. The record is from RefSeq and is a predicted model, not a curated record. The transcript is spliced from 3 exons.
AUGCGUUCGCCCGGUGGACGAUCAAGAUCCAUUACGCUCCCACUGCCAGUCGAAGUCGUGCAGCGCUACUAUGAUUGCCUCACGCACAAAGUCGACCGCAACGGCCAGCCGUUCGACCCUUCGCAAUACAACUUGCGCAACUACGUCAACGGCGCCAAGAGUGCGCUUGUCUUCUUGCACAAGGACGUCUGCGCGAUCUCGCCAGAACUUGACGCGAUGAUGACGAGCAAGGAACCGCUCUCCAUGGAGGGCUACAUGUAUCUCGUCGAGACAGCUAUAAAACCAAGUAGAGACCCACUCCUCUCCAAGAAGGCGCAUGCAUUCCUCGUGUUUUGCUGGAACCUAGCGACGCGGGCAGCCUCGAGAGCGACCAUCAUGUACGAGAAAAUCACGUCUUAA